AUGUCUUGCGUUGCACCGGCGAAGUUUGAGCGUUUACCAGAAUUAGCUAAACCAACCCAUUAUACUCUAACCCUGUCACCAGACUUUAAAAAUUUCACUUUUCGUGGACAAGAAACGACUGAUAUCGAGAUUUUGAAAGGCACGGAUCAUUUGAAGUUACAUUCAGGUGAAAUUGAUAUCAAAAAGGCUCAGCUUAUACUAAGUGACGGAUCAGUACUGCAAGAUCUCGAUAUAGAAUACCAUAGGAAAUGGACAACUGUAACGCUGAAAUUGCCCAAGCAUAUUUCUCCUCAAAAAGCAAAAAUUUCAUUGGAUUUUGUGGGUGAACUGAAUGAGAAAAUGCGAGGCUUCUAUCGAUCACCCUACAAAGAUGUCGAUGGGAAGGAAUGUUAUUUAGCUGCUACACAAUUUGAAAGCACAUUUGCUAGGCUUGCAUUUCCUUGCUGGGAUGAGCCUAUCUACAAAGCAAAGUUCGAUGUUACACUUAUAGUGGAUGAAGGGCUUACAGCACUUUCAAAUAUGAAUAUGAUAAGCGAAACAAAGGUCGACGAUAAGAAGGUAGUGAAGUUUGCAACUACGCCACCAAUGUCAACAUAUCUUGUUGCAUUUGCUGUUGGUCAACUGGAAUAUAUCGAGGGUAAAACAAACAGAAAUUGCACAGUACGAUUAUAUACUUCGCCCGGUAAAAAGAACCAGGGAAAGUUUUCACUGGAAGUUGGAAUAAAAGCGCUUGAUUGGUACAGUAAAUGGUUUGGUAUCGACUAUCCGCUACCUAAAUGUGACCUCAUAGCCAUUCCUGAUUUCAGCAUGGGUGCCAUGGAAAACUGGGGAUUGGUAACAUAUCGCGAAGUAGCAUUGCUAGUUGAUCCAACCAAAUCUUCUACACGACAAAAAUCUCGUAUCGCACUUGUUGUCGCUCACGAACUUGCUCAUUUCUGGUUUGGUGAUCUUGUUACAAUGAAAUGGUGGACCGAUCUGUGGUUAAAAGAAGGCUUCGCUUCGUUUAUGGAAUAUGUAUUUGUUGGUGCAAAUUAUCCGAAUUUUAAAAUAUGGCUACAUUUUGUCAAUGAUGAACUCGCAUCAGGUUUUGACUUAGAUGCUUUACGAAGUUCUCAUCCUAUCGAGAUUGAAAUAGAUAAUCCUAAUGAAUUGGAUGAAAUCUAUGAUAACAUAACGUAUGCGAAGUCAAAUUCAAUCAAUCGAAUGUUGUGCAAUUAUUUAGGUGAGGAGACAUUUCAAAAAGGAUUGCGGAUAUAUCUGAAGAGGUUCCAGUACAACAAUGCAGUUACUGCUGAUUUGUGGAAAGCGCUAAGUGAAGCUUCCGGUCAGGACAUCGAAACACUGAUGUCAACAUGGACAAAACAGAUGGGGUAUCCUCUUGUUAGUGUUAGUCAAAAAAUUGAUGGAAGGAACAGAAUCCUAAGGAUGAAUCAAAAAAGAUUUCUCGCUGAUGGUACCACCGAUGAGAAGAAUUCGUUAUGGCAGAUUCCAAUCACGAUUUCCGUAUCAUCUGAGCCAGAAAGCAUAAAAGAAAGAGUUCUGAUGAAAGGAUUUCAGCAAGAUGUUACGAUUAAUGAUGUAGAUCCUAAGGACUGGAUAAAGUUGAAUGUCGGGACUACAGGUUUUUAUCGUGUUUUAUAUUCACAUGAUAUGCUACAUACGCUUUUACCUGAUUUUGCAACCAAAAAGAUUCCUGUACUUGACCGAUUUGGUAUUGCAAAUGAUAUGUUUGCACUGGUUAAAUCCGGGCGAGAAUCAGCAAAACAAUUUUUAUCACUGCUUAAAUCAUCCUCAAAUGAAGAUGACUACACAGUGUGGAGUUCUCUUGAUUCAGGUAUUUCUGAGCUGUCGAAUGUAUUGUCCCAUUAUGAUCCCGUUAUCCGUUCGAAAUUUAAUAAAUUUAUUAUUAAAAUUUUGACACCAGUGGCAGAUCGACUUGGCUGGGAAGCUAAACCGAAUGAAGAUUCUCAAAUAGCUUUAUUGCGAGCGCUAAUUCUUGGUCGACUGGGUCGUUGUGAUCAUGAACAAACUAUUAAAACAGCUAGAGAGAAGUUUUUGGAACAUAUUAGAAAUAAAACUGAACUUCAUCCAGACUUACGACUUAUGAUAUACGGGAUGGUGGGAAGGCAUUACGGAAAAGAGGGAUUUCAACAAUUAAAAGAAAUUUACGAAACUGCAGGUUUCGGUGAAAUAGAACGAAAUUGCAUUGUAGCAAUGCCACAAACAUCUGAUACGGAGUUGUUGAAGGAAGUUUUCGAAUACUGCAUCCAAAAUGGCAAGAUUCGUUCGCAGGACAUCAUUUAUCUUUUCUAUGGUGCGUGUGUGAAUAAAUCCGGACAAGAUUUUGCGUGGAAAUAUUUCAAGGACUCUACCAAAUUGCUGCUUCAAAAAUUUGGUGGCGCAAACAGUUCGCUUUUUCAGCAUUGUUUCAGAACUAGUGCUGAUUGUCACUGCUCCAGCGUAAUGGUCAAAGAAGUUGAGGACUUUGUUUGCUCGUAUUUGGGAGCAGAUGAAGCUCGAACUAUUAAUCGUACCACGCAACAGAUCAUCGAAUCAGUACAUUUGAAUGAGCAGCUUUUGAAGCGAAACGCGGAUGUCAUCAGUGAAUAUCUUGCUGCCGCCGAUUUCUAG
Messenger RNA from Brugia pahangi, 2631 nucleotides. Lineage: Eukaryota; Metazoa; Nematoda; Chromadorea; Rhabditida; Onchocercidae. The record is from the annotation of a GenBank genome assembly.